Messenger RNA from Medioppia subpectinata, 1554 nucleotides. Lineage: Eukaryota; Metazoa; Arthropoda; Arachnida; Sarcoptiformes; Oppiidae. The record is from the annotation of a GenBank genome assembly.
AUGUGUACGAUUGAGAUGCCGAUGUAUGACAUUAUAAUCGCGUUGUUAAUAAAAUACGCUGAUAGAGUUGCAACGCCUGUAUUUAACCAUGAUCCAGCUGCACACGCUCCGGCCCCGCCAUAUCCCAACUCAUGGAUAGUUAUUAUGGUGUCGAGUGAACUGACCCUCAAUGAAGUCAAGCUUUUUGAGAUGUGUGGCCAACAGUUGGUGGCAUUCAGAGGUCCGACGGGUGCUGUUCACGUGUUGUCCGCCUAUUGUCCACAUUUGGGCGCAAAUCUCGGUGUCGGCGGACAUGUGGUGACUGAAUCGGGCGACGACUGUAUUCAGUGUCCAUUCCAUGGCUGGAGGUUCAAAGGACGGGACGGACAGUGCAAACGCAUACCUAAUCUGACCGAUUCUGAAUUAAAGCCAUUGAAAGCUGGGGUCAAAAGAUGGCCCACAUUUGAAGCGAAUGACUUGAUAUAUGUUUGGCACCACUCGGACGGUGUGAACCCCGACUGCGAUCCCGAAGACUUUGUGAAGCAAACUGGCCUUUCAUUGAAACAACACUCGUGGAUGAGUAUACCUGUGGCCUGUAAUUACACCGUAAUAAAUAUGAAGACGAGUGACAAAAUAUACUCAACACAAAGAAUACCGGCAUUUGAUUCAUGGAUCUCAAGUGUCACAGGUAUACUCAUCCACGAGUGUUGUUUCAAUGAAAGGCCAGUUCACGUCACAAAGUCUUCGGAAUCGCAGUCGGGGUUCACACCGUCCGAGUGGUGCCAAACAUAUAUCAAGUCAUUCGCUUCAAAUUAUGAAUGCCGACGAGAUCUGCAAAAUAUUCACCAAAUAAUGACUUCAGCAGAAGUAUCAUUCAAAACAAUGAACGUGUUCAAUGUGAAAACACUGACCAUGGUGGGCGAGAAUGCGUUCGCCAGUUCAGUCAAUACGACCACAUCUUUGCGGAUCAGCUCGUGUUCACUGAAGUCCAGCGAAUCCUUAUUUAAAGCCAUUUCACAAUUGGUUCGCUUGACUUCUGUUGAUCUCUCAGACAAUCAGGAGAUAGCAGAUAAUGCGUUUGGGCCUAACCAGCAUCAGUUGACCAUGGUGCUUCUGGACAGGAACCAACUGAAGACCCUUGGUAAAAAUGCGUUUAAACCACUUCAUGGGUUAAAUUGGUUGGAUUUAAGCGACAAUUUAUUGACAAAACUGGCGGACAAUUCAUUUACACUGCAAUCAGUAAACGGCUCGCAAUACAAUCCCAUAAAAAUUAACUUCAAACUGAACCAAAUCGCCCAAAUCGGUGACCAGGCCUUUGCCGGACUCGACCGACCCGUCACUCUAGACCUGUCUUUCAACAAUUUAACGCAAUUAACGGCCAAUACAUUCGCCCAUAUGUUAAGCUACGAGCCCUCGAAGAUUAUUAUUAAAGGAAAUCACGUGAACUGUGUCUGUGGUCUGAAAUGGGUUUACGUGAACAGCACUAUAAGGCCUAAGAUGUCGGGUCCCCUCCGAUGCGAUGAUAAGCGCUACUACUCCAGCCUUACGGACACUGAUUUUAAAAAUUUUAAUUAA